AUGAACCUCACUUCCAUAACCCCUGAGUCCCAGAACGCGCAGAUAGAGUCACGCCCACUGCCAUUGUGCCCCUUCUGGGAACCCUCCCUGAACCCCAAGGCCAUCCUGGAGCUGCCCCUGGAGAGUCUGGCCCAGAAGCUGCAGGAUGAAGAGCUCAGUCUGGAGAGUGUCCUCUGUAGCUACUUAGAGGAGGCCCUGAAGGUAUAUAAGAAGGUAAACUGCCUGACGGAUUUCCUGGGCGAGUGUGAGGAGAAACUGCAGGCAUUGAAGAAGCCCAAGAAGACUGAGAGAGGCCUUCUCUAUGGGGUUCCCAUCAGCCUCAAGGACACCUAUGACUGCAAGGGCCAUGACUCUACGUGUGGCCUGGCCCAGUUCCUGGAGAAGCCUGCGGCCAAGGUUGGGGUCAUUGUGAAAGUGCUCAAGGCUCAGGGAGCUAUUCCCUUGGUUAAGACCAACAUCCCCCAGACACUGCUCAGCUUUUAUUGCAGCAACCCCAUCUAUGGACAGACCCUGAACCCUCUGAACUUAAAGAAGACACCUGGGGGUUCCUCAGGGGGUGAGGGAAUCAUGCUGGCACAAGGGGGUUCCAUCCUGGGCAUGGGGUCCGACAUUGCUGGCAGCAUCCGCAUACCAGCCAGCUUUUGUGGGGUCUGUGGCUUCCGGACCACGGGAUACCGCCUCAGCUACUCUGGAAUCGCCUCUGCUGUCAAAGGCAAGAAAUCAGUGACUACAGUGGCUGGCCCCAUGGCCCGGGAUGUGGAGAGCCUGGUGCUGUGUGCGAUGCGAGCCCUGCUAAGUGAAGACAUGCACCGAUUGGACCCCACUGUGCCUUUCAUGCCCUUCAGGGAGGAGGUAUACUCCAGUAACCAGCCCCUUCGAAUUGGCUACUGUGAAUCAGAUGGCUUCACCCAGCCAACUCCUAGCAUGGCCAGGGCCAUGAGGCUCACCUCCAGGCUGCUCCAGGAUGCAGGACAUCAGGUCAUCCCCUUCUCCAUCCCCCGUGUAGAGUAUGCUGUCGAACACCUGUUCGUGGGAGGUCUGUUUGCCGAUGGAGGGGCCACCCUUCUGGAGAAGAUUGAGGGGGACAUUGUGGACCCUUGCAUAAAGACAAUGAUCAACACGCUCCGCCUGCCAGACCCUCUCAAGUGUUUCUCGGCCUAUAUCCUGAAGUACAUAGAGUAUCAGCAAGAGUUCAUAGCCAAGUGGAGGUGCUUGGACCUGGAUAUCUUGCUGACACGAGCGCUGACCCCUGCCUUCUCUACAGGCCAUUCUAGCAUGGCAUUAGACGUCGCCUCCUACUGGAGCCUGUACAAUGUCCUGAACUUCCCCGCUGGCAUGGUGCCGGUCACCGCGGUGACGCUGCAGGACGAGGAGGAACUGGCCUUCUACAAGGGAUACUACGGAGACAGUUGUGACAAAUCUUUCCGGGAGGCGGUACAAGGAUCCGUGGGACUUCCUGUGGCUGUGCAGUGCGUUGCUCUGCCGUGGGAGGAGGAGCUGUGUCUCCGGUUCAUGAAGGAGGUGGAGACCUUGGCCAAGAACCACAGGGGACCUGAGUGA
Molecule: messenger RNA, 1560 nt
Organism: Neomonachus schauinslandi (Hawaiian monk seal)
Lineage: Eukaryota; Metazoa; Chordata; Mammalia; Carnivora; Phocidae
Product: fatty-acid amide hydrolase 1-like
Biological process (GO): fatty acid catabolic process
Molecular function (GO): fatty acid amide hydrolase activity; amidase activity
Source: RefSeq, a predicted model, not a curated record